This is a messenger RNA of Pezoporus occidentalis (night parrot), 436 nucleotides long. Its product is annotated as histone H2B 1/2/3/4/6-like. Gene Ontology annotation, cellular component: nucleosome. Bases 11 to 391 code for a protein of 126 amino acids. Lineage: Eukaryota; Metazoa; Chordata; Aves; Psittaciformes; Psittacidae. The transcript has a single exon. Gene Ontology annotation, molecular function: structural constituent of chromatin; DNA binding; protein heterodimerization activity. The record is from RefSeq and is a predicted model, not a curated record.
UUUUAGUAAGAUGCCGGAGCCGGUUAAGUCAGCUCCUGCUCCCAAGAAGGGUUCCAAGAAGGCCGUGACUAAGACACAGAAGAAGGGUGACAAGAAGCGCAAGAAGAGCCGCAAGGAGAGUUAUUCUAUCUACGUGUACAAGGUAUUGAAGCAGGUGCAUCCCGACACGGGUAUUUCUUCCAAGGCCAUGGGCAUCAUGAACUCCUUCGUUAACGACAUCUUCGAGCGCAUUGCCGGCGAGGCCUCGCGCCUGGCACACUACAACAAACGCUCCACCAUCACCUCUCGGGAGAUCCAGACGGCCGUGCGGCUUCUGCUGCCUGGUGAGCUGGCCAAGCAUGCAGUUUCUGAGGGCACCAAGGCUGUCACCAAGUACACUAGCUCCAAGUAGAGCGCCUCAGACAUUUUUAAUCCAAAGGCUCUUUUAAGAGCCACC